Monascus purpureus is the source of this 3515-nucleotide messenger RNA. The record is from the annotation of a GenBank genome assembly. NCBI's taxonomy places the organism in Eukaryota, Fungi, Ascomycota, Eurotiomycetes, Eurotiales, Aspergillaceae.
UCUGCCUCGUUAUUCUUCCUAAAAAGGCCCAGUCCUUCUCUGGACGUGGCAUCUUGAUAUAAAUCUACUUUUGCCGAACUCUGAGAGAUUCCAUUAUAACACCAUAUAUUCCUCCAGAGUUGUUUCCACCCCGCCCUUCCCCCCUUAUGACCUACUAGUACAUGUGUGCCGAGUAGCUUGAGGAAGGGCUAUGGGCACCAGGAAAAGUCAGCAGCAGGAGAUGGUCCAGGUUGACCGCUCCGAGCGCGCAGGCUCUCCUUUUUGGAAGAGCAGAGCGACAUCCCUGAAUCAGGGAUCUCCAAGAAGCCCUGACAAACAACACACUGUUGUUGGCGCCUCGUAUUCUCAUACUGAUAUCUUGAGAGGUUUAUCGCCGCAGCAUGCACGCCCCGAACCCCCUUCUCGAUCAUCUUCCAACAACGCUCAAUACAUCCCAUCUCCUCCUCGAACAGGAAGUCGAUUUUUACCUUCUCCGCAGGAACCGUAUUCAUAUUCGAACAUUCUAACACAGGGAGUUGAAGGCUGGAGCGAAGGUCAGGCUGGGGAUGACGAAGAUGUCGAAGAUGAAAUUGUCUACGAUGAUGAUGAGGACGAAUUCGGACUGCCCAGCAUUACGAGUAUGCGAAGGAAGAAGAAAAAGGGUUCCGACAAUCUUCGACCCAAAAAUAUUGACCCAGGUGGCAGGAAUUCCGGCGGCUCUUCUUCAACUAGCCUUGGUCUUAGUUUGCCAUCAAACAGACAGCGAGCAAACAGUUCAGACAUUGCAGAAGAACGUGGUCCUCCCAUGUACCCGAUAGCGAAAAAGAGCGAGGGUAAAAUCCUUCGACCUCAAUACAAAGAUAUUUUGAAAGAUCCUGCCAACGCCUUAAAUCUUAUAAAUCAUAGCCCUCCUCCUUCAGAUGCCUCGCCAAAAGAACUGGAGAUGCAUUCUUCUCACAUAUCACGAAUUAACAAGUUCAAACGCAUCCUUCAGGCGAGCAAUGUCAAUCUGUCUGAGCUCAGAGAUCUCUCUUGGUCCGGUGUCCCUGCGGAAGUCCGCCCAAUGACCUGGCAGAUCCUGCUUGGCUAUCUACCCACGAAUAGUGAGCGCCGUAUCUCGACUUUGGAAAGGAAGCGCAAAGAAUACCUUGAGGGGGUCCGCCAGGCUUUUGAGCGAAGCACUACGACAGUUCCUGCGAAUAGUUCUACGUCAGGCCGUGGGAGAGGAUUGGAUGAAGCGAUCUGGCACCAAAUCAGCAUAGAUGUUCCACGCACUAAUCCGCAUAUUGAGCUCUACGGGUAUGAAGCCACCCAGCGGUCAUUAGAAAGGAUUCUUUACGUUUGGGCAAUUCGACACCCUGCCAGCGGUUACGUGCAAGGGAUCAAUGACCUUGUUACGCCAUUCUGGCAAGUUUUUCUUGGUGUCUAUAUUACAAACCUCGAUAUAGAGGAGGGCAUGGAUCCAGGCCAAUUACCGAGAACUGUCCUGGAUGCUGUCGAAGCGGACUCUUUUUGGUGCCUUACAAAGCUCCUCGAAGGCAUUCAGGACAACUAUAUCUAUGCUCAACCUGGUAUACACAGGCAGGUUCGAGCCUUACGAGACCUGACGAUGCGUAUUGACUCUGCACUUGCGAAGCACCUGGAGAAAGAGGGUGUCGAGUUCAUGCAAUUUAGCUUUCGGUGGAUGAACUGCCUGUUAAUGCGAGAACUGAGUGUUAAAAAUACAAUACGAAUGUGGGAUACGUAUUUGGCCGAGGAGCAAGGCUUCUCUCGAUUCCAUCUGUACGUUUGUGCUGCAUUCCUCGCAAAAUGGUCUGAUCAGUUGGUCAAGAUGGACUUCCAGGAAGUGAUGAUGUUCCUCCAGGCUCUGCCAACAAAAGAUUGGACUGAGAAAGAUAUAGAGCUCUUGUUGAGCGAGGCAUUUAUCUGGCAGAGUCUGUUCCAGAACUCACGUGCCCACCUCCGGCCCUCUGGUGAACAGCCCCCAGAUGAUAGCGGUCUAGGACUGUAAUCAGAUUCCAUCAGAGGAAUGGAUGGUUCGCUAUUUUGACGUUGCAGGGUGCCGAAGGACUUCUCAUUCUCCCUUGCCAAGCCUAGCUGAAGUGAAAGCCCUUCUGGUUGAACGCCCACAGCAGCUUCAGAAAGUCACCCUCAUCACACAUUCUGGCACGUUUAUCUGCAAGUUUCGUUUCAUCUUCCAAGAUCUGCCGAACCUUCUCGCGUACCAAUUCCGCUACUUUCCCUUUCUUUUUACGAUUCGGUUUGUUCUUGAGAGCUUCUUGUAUACGGGCAUUGGCCUCCUCCUUGAAAAAGUCUGGAACAUCGUCGUCCUCAUCAACGUCCAUUGUCUCGUCCAAAUCCUCCUCACCGUUAUCUUGUGCGUUGCCAGUGUCCAUCAUGUCAGAAUCUGGAUUCUCGGAAGGCCCAUCUUCGAUUGGGAUGUCGUUCUGAGCACACCAUGUGCGGUAGUUGGCUUCCAGCAUAUCCAUUAUGCUCGACUUCCCUAGGAAGCUAGACCGGAGUGUUUUAUUUUUCCUUACAAAGGCAAUUCUCAGAAGCCCGUCCCAUUCAUCAUAGCUGAUUUGCGGCCUUGGGUUCUUGGGAACCAUACGGACGACACUUGAUUCCACUGCUGGUGGAGGCUUGAAAUUAUUCUUGCCGACUUUCAUGAUGUGAUCUAUUUUGGCCCACAUCUGGGCAUUGACUGAGAGCCUGCUGUAAAGCUUGUCCCCAGGCUUCGCGAAAAGCCGCAGCGCGAAUUCGCGUUGGAACAUGAGGACACACACUCUGGGUGCUGGUGAAGUUGCAAGAAGUUUGAAAGUGAGAGGAGAGGAAAUCUAAGGGAGUUAGGUUCCAGCUAAAGGUGGUGAUUAGAUAUUGAGCAUACCUGGUAUGGAGUAUUACUGAUACAAACAUCGAAGUAUGGAAGGUCGGUCUUGAUCACGUCUCCUAAGAUGACCUCGAGACGUUUCUGAGCAGGUGUUCCUUGGACACGUUUUGUAAGCUCUGCCGCCAUACGAGGAUCCAGUUCGACUGCGAUGACUUUUUUAGCCUUUUCAAGAAUCUUGACAGUCAGGUUCCCCGUUCCAGGACCUAUUUCGAGGACGACCUGUAAAUCGAAAACGAGCUCUUAGUCACUGUACACACAUCCUAAGACAUACCCGCUUCCGAACCUACAUCACUUUGUUUUAAGUCGGCCUUCUCGACAAUUUUCUCGGCGAUACCAGGAUUUUUCAAGACGUGUUGUCCAAUAUCUGUGUUCAUUCUAAAUAUGCUGUUGGCUGCCUUGGUUUUGGCCGCAGCCUCGGCGUAGGGACUCGAGUGUGAAGCAUUGUUGCGCUUCUUAUGAUUUGCCUUUGGCAUUGUGAAAUGCCUGGAACCUUGAACGGAGUAUUUAAAUGUAUUUAAGGAAUGGAGAGGAUACAGAAGCUUUAUACCCCCCCAAUGUCAUGCAAAAAAAAUAUGAAGAAAAACAAAUGCGGAGAAUUUUCCGAUAAGAUUAACGGGUCGGCAUUACAAAUUCCCGAAAGCAGCAG